Messenger RNA from Octopus sinensis (East Asian common octopus), 821 nucleotides. Its product is annotated as 30S ribosomal protein S11. Gene Ontology annotation, molecular function: small ribosomal subunit rRNA binding; structural constituent of ribosome; mRNA 5'-UTR binding. Gene Ontology annotation, cellular component: mitochondrial small ribosomal subunit; ribosome. Bases 154 to 777 code for a protein of 207 amino acids. Lineage: Eukaryota; Metazoa; Mollusca; Cephalopoda; Octopoda; Octopodidae. The transcript has 9 exons. Gene Ontology annotation, biological process: maturation of SSU-rRNA from tricistronic rRNA transcript (SSU-rRNA, 5.8S rRNA, LSU-rRNA); translation; ribosomal small subunit assembly. The record is from RefSeq and is a predicted model, not a curated record.
UUGCCCAUACGUGUGUAAAUCCAAAUAUUUUAUUACUACAGUAUUUAGUUUGCUGCGGAUCUAUUUUACAUAGGAACUAGUUUAACCAGCACCGUAGUUACUCAAACCGAAUGUGAUAUCUUUGUAGAAACUAUAUUUAUGUAAAAAAGAAUAAUGUUGUCCUCAGUGUUACGAAAUCUUGGACAGUCAUGUGUAAGUUCUCCCUUGAAAAACAAAGUUUUAUCUGUCAGUGGCAAUCCACUACUUCUGAGUCAAGCAAUACAUAUCAGCUUUCCAAGAACAGUGUUGGACAAGGAUAACCGUCUCAAAAAAUGGACACAAAUGGAAACUAAGGAUCGAUUACAUCUUAGUGACACAGCUGAAGUUGAUUCCAAUCCUGACAUUUUCCCUACUCUCAGAACACCUGACAUGCUAGUUGAUGGUGUACCCUUCAAGCACUUGCAUAUAGCUCACGUCAAAGCCACCAGAAACAAUACUAUUAUAACAAUUUCAGAGCAUAAUGGAGAUGUCCUCAUAUUAAAGUCUUGUGGAACGGAAGGAUUUCAAAAUGCUAGAAAAGGUACAAAUAUUGCUGGACAAGCAACAGGAGUGGCAGCUGGAGAGAAAGCCAUCACUGAAGGUAUAAAGAAUGUACGAGUAGCUGUACAAGGCAUUGGUCCAGGACGCUUUCCUGCAAUAAAGGGUUUACAGUUAGCUGGUUUAAAUAUUGUAUCUUUGACUGAUACAACACCUAUCACCUAUUGCAAUGAGCGACCUCGUAAACAGAGACGACUUUAGAUGAGAGUAGUGUAUAUAUUACAAUAAAACUAAUUGUUUUUCAA